This is a messenger RNA of Phasianus colchicus (ring-necked pheasant), 7674 nucleotides long. RefSeq names its product tudor domain containing 6 (gene TDRD6). NCBI's taxonomy places the organism in Eukaryota, Metazoa, Chordata, Aves, Galliformes, Phasianidae. The record is from RefSeq and is a predicted model, not a curated record.
AUCCAUCAAGACCCCCAGGUCCUUCUCCACAGCACUGCUCUCAAGGCCUGCUCCUUGCAGUCUGUAUGGGAUUCCUCCGGCCCAAGUGCAAAACUGCACAAAGACAAAGAGACCCGUCCCGUCCCGUUUCGUAUCUUUAUUGCCCAGUUCUGUGCCGAGCUCUGCUGCUCCAGCGUGCCAUAAUGGUCACUUCGGAAGCCUCUGAGCACACUCAGUGUAAGGAGAUAGGGCUGCAUGGAUGGCUUUGCUUCCUUCCCUUUGGAGGACAGCUGCAGGGACGCAGCAGUGCCCGCCUCUGGGGAGACGGCGCCGAACGAGAGCCAGCUGGGAGAGAAAAGCCGCAGCGCAGUCAGCGCCCGGGAGGAGCGGCGAGCGCGGGAAGCGGGGCGGCGCUCCGGGCGCUGGGACGGCGGGAGGCGGCGGGCGCGCUGUGCGAGCUGGGAAGGAGGGCUGCGAUUGGAGCCGGGUGAGGGGAACGGAGGCACGGUCACUGCUACGCAGCUCGUAACAGUCAGAGAGCCCCAGAGGAGCGCAUCCCUUCCUGCCCGGCCUCGGCCUGCCCCCUCCUCGGCUUCCAGCUGUCCCUACAGACAAAGCCGGUCUCUGACAGCGAGGACCCGCGGCGCGGGCCGAACGGCCACGAUCGUCCGCGGCACGACGUUCUCAGAGGCGGCGCACGAGCUCCCCCUGCCGGCAGCGCCCCGAACUGCGGGCCGCGCUGAGGGAGCGCCAGAGCACCUUCCGGCCCGCCCUGACACCGCCGGCCCGCCAGCCAAUAGCCGCCAAGCUCCGCUCCUACGUUCCGCCUCCGGCGCCCGCUCGGCCAAUGGCGGCGAAGCGCGCUCGGGGGGCUCUGCCCGGCGCCGUGCCGUUACCGCACAGCCGGCGUGGGGCGGCCCGUGCGCGGCGAGGGGGCCGGGCCGAGCCCCGACGGUAACUCCCGUAUUUACGGAGCCGCUGCGUACGCUCGCUGUCGCGGGGCGGUGCCGCGUGCAUUGCGUUGCUCCUCCUCCUGCUCCGCCCCUCCGGGGCCGCACAUGUGCUCACCCGCCGCCGGGCCGCCGCGCACUCGGAGAGGCGGUCGCCGUCUGCGCGGGGCGCGAUGGGCUCCGUGCCGGAGCUGCCCGGCCCCGGGGCCGCCGUCUCGCUGCAGGUCCGGGCCGUGGACGUGCGGCCGACGGCGCCCGUGGUGCGGCUGUGGGGAGCGCUGGGCGAGCGCCGCGCGGAGCGCGUCCGGCUGUGCGCCGACGUCCGGGCGGCCGCGGGGAGCGAGCGCGGAGCCGGGCGGCCGGCGGGAGGCGCGGAGCUUCGCGCCGGGGAGCUGGGGCUGGUGGAGCUGGCCGGGCUGUGGCACCGCUGCCGGGUGCUGAGCCUCCGCGGCCGCGGCCGCCGCGUGUUCCUGCUGGACGAGGGCCGCGCGGUGACGGUGUCCGCCGACUACCUGGCGCGGGGCGGCCCGGAGCUGUUCCGCCCGCCGCCCGAGGCGCUGGGCUGCGUGGUGGCCGACCUGGUGCCGCCCGGGAGCCCCGCGGCCGGGGCGUGCGGAGACGCGCCGAGCGGCGCCUGGACGGAGGAGGCGAUGGAGCUGCUGCGCUGCCUGCACGGCAAGGAGCUGCCCGGCCUGGUGCGGGAGCUGCUGGUGCCGCAGCGGCUGCUGGUGCUCGAGCUGCCCCCGCUCGUGGCGCAGAUGCGGCGGCUGGGCCUGGCCGGCCACGUGUCUCCCGCCGCCUUCUGCCGGCUGCUGCGGCGCUGCCUGCUGCGCGAGGCCGAAAGCGGCGCCUCCGUUCCGGCUCAGCCGCGCGGCGGCGAAGGAGACCCGCCGCUCCCGUGCAGGCGGAGCUACGAGGAAAUGCGGCCCGGUUCCGCCUACGGGGGUCAGCUGGAAGUGGGAUGUACGGUCGACGUGGUUGUGACGUGUGCUGAAAACCCCGGUUAUUUCUGGUGCCAGCUGAAGAAGUGCGGUGAGUUCGUUGCGUUGAUGGCUGAAAUCCAGGAGCACUGCGAGAGCUCGUCCCGGCCGCACGCCUGGCCGCAGGCGGCGUGCUUAGCGCGGUACGCGGAGGACGAACGCUGGUACAGGGCUCUGAUUGUCAGCGAUGUCACUUCUGCGGGCGAAGUCGAGGUCAUGUACGUGGACUAUGGCAACAGGGAGCUGGUGUCCCUAGCGAGUCUCCGCUCCAUUAGCGAGCGCUUCCUUGAGCUGAAGGCCCAGGCCUUCAGGUGCAGCCUUUACAACCUCAUCCACCCUCGCGGUCAGGACCCGUUUGUUUGGGAUGAAGCUGCGAUCCUGGCUUUCCGGGAGUUUGUCGACGCCUCCUCGAAUCAGUUUGAACUGCAGUGCACCAUAUUUGCCUUGGCUUCGAGGAACAACAGGGAGCUGUUCAACAUCGUGGAUUUAAUGACGCCCUUCCAGAGCGCGUGCCAAUUUCUGACAGACAGAGGUGUGGCCGAGCGCCUGCCGCCUCAGACGCCUCUGGCAGCCUCUGUUCAGCUGCAUUCUUUCUAUUAUUCCAUGCACGACAUCAAAAUCGGGAGUGAAGAAGACGUUUUUAUUACGCACGUUGUUGAUCCUCAGACAUUUUACUGCCAGCUUGAGAGGUGUGCGGAUGUCCUGUUGCGGCUUAGUGAAAACGUUUCUCGUCUCAGUGGGACGACGUCAGGCUUAGAAACGUGGCAGAGGUCUGGUGAGCUGUGUCUCGCCAGGUAUACUGACAGCCACUGGUACCGGGGGGUCCUUACAAAAACAAAACCCACCAAGGAAGUCUUUUUUGUGGAUUUUGGGAACACGGAGACCAUUGAAGAAGAUCAUCUGCUUCCUAUACCGGGUGAUGCUCAUGAUAUCUUGCUUUUGCCAAUGCAGGCCGUAAAGUGUUCCUUAGCUGACGUACCUGACGUUCCCCAGGAAGCUACAGCGUGGUUUAAGGAAGCGGUCCUUGAAAGGCAAUUAAAAGCAAUUGUUGUAGCAAAAGAAUCUGGUGGUAAACUGUUGAUUGAGCUGUUUGAUGGUAAUGUACAAAUCAAUGCAAAAUUGAAGGAGGAGUUCAGAUUAAAAAGCAAUGCAGAAGCAUGUAGGUGUGUAAGGAGUGCAGCUUUGUACUCUAGUGCGGAUAUGGAAAAGAGGAAUGGGGCUACACAGUCUCCUCCAAAUACAGGAGAAAGUAAAAACUGCAGAUCUGAAGCCCAGGGAGGAGAGAGGAGUAGCAAAAUGCACGUCAAAGAAAGAGAUGUAACCCUUCUCCAGCCUGCUGCAAAGAGAGAACGGGCUGCUGAGUUACUGGCAUCUGAGUGGAAGGUCAGCAGUACGAAAGAUGCUCUGUUAAAUGAAGUGGAGGGAAUGCAGUCUCUGCGCUCUGCAGAGAUGGAUGCAAAGUCAGAUAAUGAAUGUGAUACUGAAGGCAGUUGUGUGCUGCUGAAGUGUGUAACUGAUCUGCCACAACAGAGUGUGGUGCCAGCUCUCUCAGUGUCAGCGUAUGUCUCCUAUGUAAAUAAUCCUUUAGAUUUUUAUGUUCAACUGGCAAGUGAUGAGGCUCAACUUCACAGCAUUUCAGAACGCUUAAAGGAUGAGAUGCCAACAAAGAUCCCCUGCGGGCAGCUCUUGCAAGCUGGGGACUUAAUCUGUGCUCUGUAUUCAGACGACAGCCUGUGGUACAGAGCUGUAGUAAAAGAGAAGGCAUCUGACCAUUUGAUUAGCAUACGAUAUAUUGAUUAUGGUAAUACUUCAGUAGUUGAUGUUGAUCAAGUACGCAGGCUCCCUGAAGACCUAGAAUCUAUUCCAGCAAUAGGCAUUCAUUGCUUCCUCGGUGGGCUUAAAAGCGAAAAGAGUACAGACUGGGCAGAGAAAGCAGCUCUUUGCUUCACGGAGAGGGUAAGUGAGGCUCUGCUAACGUGUGAGUUUGUGGAGGAGGUUGAUGGUAAGUGGGGAGUUAUUCUCAGUGAUGAUCAAGGUGAAAUAACAGUGGAUUUAGUUGAUGAAAGAUCUUAUUCAACUGGAACGCUUGACAGAAGUGAUGCGGUAAAUACGUGUGAGCCUUCGUCUCCUCGGGCACAAAAUGAAGCUUCCUGUGACUGUACAUCACUUACCUGGAAGUUCCCCGAGGCAGGCCAGACUGUAAAUGUUUAUAUCACGGUGGUAAAUGGUCCAGACUAUUUUUGGAGUUGCAGUGCUGAUGAAAAAAACAUGACCUACAUAGAGGAAAAAAUAAAGGAAGCUGAAAACCUUGGACUAAACUCUAUAGACAGUUGCAUUAAAAGUGGUGAUAUUUGCCUAGCAAAGUACAGCGAAGAUGGGAAGCUCUACAGAGCUAAGGUCAGCAGCGUAAAGGGCAACGAGGCAGCUGUUAUCCAUGUGGACUAUGGAAGUGAGGAGACUGUUAGCUUGGAGAUGCUCAAACCAAUUCCGUGUGAGUUGCUUCAGGUGCCUAAUCAAGCAUUUGCUUGCUGUCUGUCAGGUUUCAGUCCCUCAGAGGGCUCAUGGCUCAGUGAAGCCAAAGACAAGUUUUAUGAUAUGACUGUAGAGCUCCUACUAGAAGCUGAAGUUCUGGGAACUCAGGAGAAUAAAGCUUUUGAAGUCCCUCUGUGUGCUGUCAAACUGGAGUCUCCUGGGAGGAAUAUUAAUGAAGAGAUGAAAUCUUUUUGGAAGGCUGAUAUGGGAAGUGGUCACAAAGCUAUUGCAGACUCUGAGGGUCCCUUAGAGGGAAACAGAAGUUCAAGCAGUGAUGUGGGUCUUUGUAUCAAAAAAGAAUCUGCUACUUGUGGAUUAGCUCAAGAAGAAAGUGAAAGUGCCUUGCUUUGUUUCCAGUGCUCCUUGGGUGGACCUUGUGGGUGUUCAGGUGGGCCUGAAGCAAACCUGUCUGCUGAGUCUGGGGAGGUGGCUGGUGGAUGUGAAACAGCUGAGCAUCGAAGCAGCUUUGAUAAAGAGAUUGCUCCACUGGAAGAUGAGAGCAAAGUAUUAUUAGAGCCAGGAGGAAGCUGCAGUCUUCACAGUUUGGGGGGUGGAAUGAAAUCUGCAGUACAAGAGCCAUCUGAAUUACUGUUUCUGCAGGAUGUUGAGGUGAAGGCAGAAGGCAGGGCAGCCAGUCCUUUGCCAGGAAAUGAACAAGAAGAGCUGAUGAGAUGGCUCCAGGUAGAGCCUUCGAUGGGUGAUACAACAGAGGCACUGAUCAAAAUAGAUGAAUUACAAAUGCACUCCUCUUAUGAUGAUUUAAAAGAGUUGAUACUGGAGCUGGAGGAAAUAGCAGCGCUGCCCUCAGUUGCUGGUGAGAUGAAGGAAGCACUGGAAACAGAGGCACUUGGAAUGCAGACUGCUCCAGGCAGUGAAGCAAAAGAGAAAGCGCUGCAAGGGGAAGUACAGGAGCCCCUGCUCCUGUGGGAGGAGAUGGGGCACUCAGCAGUCCUGCAGUCUGAAACCUUGCCUUCACUUAGUGAGGGAGGGAGCUCAAUGCCUCCUGUUAGUGAUGCAGCAAAGACAGUAGAGCUGUUUCCUUCUGAUACUCUGCCUUUGAGGCAGACUGCAGAGGUGCUGGAAUUGAAUUGCUCUGGGGUUCAUAGAGCAGAAGCUGUGCAAGAAGACUGGAUGGAAGUAGAGCCUGUCCUCAUGCUGCCUUCUUCUGACGGUAGGCCUGAGAAACAACCAAAGGUCCUUGAUAUGCUGGCAGUAGUAAGUACUGAGAUUGAUCAGCUUCUGGAUUUGCAAAAGAGAGAUGACUGUUAUGUGAAAGAAUGGAUGCAGCAAGACAUGGACGAGUUGUUUAAAGAAUGUGGAAGCACUCCUAUACAUGUGCAGUCUUCAGACUGUAAACCUGGUGAAGAAACAGGAAAAAAGCAAAGUGAUAACAUGGCUGACUAUAGUGCAGGAUGCAGUGGGUAUACUUGUAAGCUGAAGGGCUUUGCUGUUGGCUCAAAGUGUGUGGUGUGGACAUCUCUGCAGUGGUGCGAGGCUCUCAUUCUGGAGGUAUCUGAGAAGGGCACCAGGGUACUGAAUCUCUGCAGUGGCAGUGAGGAGAUUGUAGAUCCUGAGAACGUCUGGAACAUUAUUCCCAGCUGGGCUGGCAGAUCACCUGAGAGAACUACUCAUGUGACAGAAGACGUGCUGUCCCUGCCUGAGGAAUCCUUACUUCAAGAAGAGCAAAGUGGUUGCAGUUCAGCUAGAUCUGAAGAUUCCCAUGUUCUCCAGCCUUUCUGAAAGAGGACUUAUUACACUUCAUGUGCUAAAUAAGUCUCUGUAUGCACAUCCAUUCCCACCAAAAUGGGUUUUUAGGAAAUAUACAACCAAAGCACUUGGGUGUUCUACGUAACUGAGCACAUGCCUGGUACUGCCACGCUUCCUUGUCAUGAAUGGUGCUUGGUGGGAGACUGGUGCUGUCUGUUGGGCAUGUUAAAACUGUGCUUUAAUCAAACAAUGUGCCUCUUGACAGGCAUCCCUUACUGAAUGCUGGUGUGGCACUUAAUUAUGCCUAGCUGUUAGUGGGUUCUUGAUGAAAAGCUUCCCGUGAGCUGCUGUGGUGAUAUUUGCUGUUGCAUUGUUUUGGUUUUGUUUCUUUAGGUUCAGGAAAAUUCAGAGUAUUUUUGAGGGAAGUUUUUUCCUCUGGAUAGAAAUGAAGUUGUUCAGGGCUGAAGCCUCGCAUUGUGUGUCAUUACAAAGCAAUUAAGAAGCUGGAAUAAAGCUUGUGCUGGCAAAUGCUGUUCAGUGCUUUCUUUUCCAAUGGCCAAAUGCUGUGUGCACACAGGACAUUCAUUCACCCGUACCACAGUCAGAUGCAGCUACGCACUGCCUGCAGUUAAUGGUUCUGCUUUGACCCCCAGGUGAUUCUCUAGAGCACUGUGAGCCAUGCUGAGCGUUUUGAACCACUGCACCCCUGGUACAAAACAGAACUUGUACUCUUAGCACAGCCUUAAUGGUACUAACUAAAGAUGGAGCCUCUCCUCCAAAUGUGAUGAUGCAGCAGAAUGGUUCUGCUGCUGUCCCAUGCAGUGUGCUAAGGUCUGUCUCUUUGGGGGCUGCCACAAUGACUUACAAACACCAGGUUUUGUGUUGUAAUGGUCUUGCUGAGUGUUACAGGAGAUCUCCAGCAUUAGUGCUGGCUCAGUAAGAGAAACACGUGCAUGUUGAUGCUCUUAGUAGAGACAAGACACAGUAGUAGGCUGUAAAGAAUUUAAUUCUGAAAAACAGACUGCAGCUGUCACUGCAAUCUCAGAUCAGACUUGUAAAAAAUAUUUAAUUAGUGUUAACUGCUCUGCCUGCAUCUUGUUUGUACCCUUGUUUUGGAACAAACAGCUUAAUGUCAGCAGUCCCCCUCUGUGAGUCCUUCCUUGUGGCAGCUCCAGGCAGUUUUGUUCUGGAAAGCAGAGCUGCAUUUGGCCAUUCACAGCCCACUGUAUCUGCUGGCACCUGAACAGAGAUGAGUACAGGGAAGGUACUGCAAAUGUGCGAGACAUCACUGCAACCAAACACUGCUCGUGUGCCCCUUUUUACAGGGAGCAAGUAGCAGCAGUGUGCAUCUAUUCCACAGCUUUAUCAGCAGCAAUACCUGUGAUAGUGGUGAUACAGGGAUUGAUAGGGAGGCCCUGCAGUAAAAGCUCUGCCUUGGGGGAGCUACACUUGCUCUGAGUGACCUUUUUAGCAGCUUUUGGAAUGGAAGCCACCUGAGACUGUGGCAGCAUGAACACAAAAAGGAG